Molecule: messenger RNA, 1248 nt
Organism: Lactuca sativa (garden lettuce)
Lineage: Eukaryota; Viridiplantae; Streptophyta; Magnoliopsida; Asterales; Asteraceae
Source: RefSeq, a predicted model, not a curated record
AUGAAUGCUGUAAUUGUGCAGGGAAACAUUAUUGAUGAUGAGUUCCGUGGUAUAGAAGUCUGGUCUACAGACUCUGAAGAUGAAGAAGUUCGCAAGCCCACGGAUGGCAGAGCUUUUGUGGAAAAGGAAGGAAACUCUAAGUCUGGUGGAAGAUAUUUGAUGGUAUACACCAAAAUAGGGGUCACUCCAAAAUACACAACCAAACUUACAACCAUAGUAAACGAAGACAAUGCCAGUGCCUGUGAUGAUCAUUUCCGGUCCGCUCCAAUCGACAAUACAGAUGAGACUAUUCCAAGCAAACCUGAAAAGGUGGAAAGCAAAACCUCUUCAAUGAAAAAUGAAUCUCAAGCUAAGAGACCGAAACCGAAAGAAAAUAUUCACAAGUCUCUAAAGCAACUUGCUAAACAAAAACAAAAGGAGUCGAAUCUCAAGACGAAAGCAGGGUCAAAGGAAAAUUCUGGUCCAUGCACUCACUGCCAAUCUUGCAGCCAGACGUACCGAAAAAUAAGUUUUGGUCCCAGAUCAAUUGUUGGCAAGAACCGAAAGCCCGAUUUCGGUCCUAAACCUCAUCCUCCUCAUUCUCAACCAAAGCAGAAUCCUAUCAAGAAUGUCAAGGAUGUCAAGGGAAAAUGGAAGCUCGUUUCUGAAGACAAAAAGCAAACAAAGAAGACGUAUGCUAACCCUAGGAAACAAGAAAAUAAAAAUCCUCAACCUGAUUUAAGCAAACCAAAAGAUAACAAAAUCAAGGUUAUCAGUGACGAGAAGUUUGAGGAUGAAUGGUGCUUCAUCUUUACUUCUAAAGAGAAGCGAAACAAGUUUGAUGUGAAGGCGGAUGGAGGGAUCUUUCUUGGCUACUCUCUAGCCUCAAAGGCAUAUAGAGUUCUGAACAGAAGAUCAAAGAAGAUUGAAAAAACUUAUUAUGUCACAUUCGAUGAUAAUUACGUGAAGAAACUUCAAUCCAGUGAAAGUCCAAUGAAGGAGAUCUUCCUACAAAAAGGUCAAGUCACGGUUCCAAUAUCAAAUUUGUUUGAAGAGUACAUAAUGCUCUUUGUUGAACCGGAGAAAGCCACUCUCUCUGAAGCAAAAGCAAUAGAUAAUAAAGUUGACAACCUGAAGGAGAUAAUAAACAAAGUUGCGCAAGACAUGGAAAGCGAACCUCAAAGCUCAAGCGAACUUCAAGAUCAAAGCGAACCUACUCAAAGAUGUUCUACAUUCCAGUGGGAGUUCAUCUACACCAAAGCGACCUGA